UUCUAUUCAUUACAAUUGCACCUGUACCUCCUACACUCUGUCCUUUGUGUCAUGGGAUACGGUUUCGGUUACGGUUUCAGUGGCGGUAGCUGCGGCGGCUACGGAGGCCGGGGAAGACCUGGAUACAGCUACUCGGCCAUCACGCCAUCAGGCAGCUCGGAACCUGACAGUCGGCAUUCGAGGGGCCAGACGAGGUCCAAUACAUCUCGACGCACUUCGGACAGUUGUGAUCGACACGCGCCUCAGCAGCGGCACCGCGCCGACACUGGAGGGACGACCUACGAAAGCCUGCCAUCUGGAUUGACCGCGCCCCGGGACAUAAUUCCAUGCAACCUCCCGUGCUCGAAUGAAAGACGAGAAGAAUGUCACGUAAGGUUGCCGUCAACUUUCCAGAACUUAGGUCCACAGCAUUACUCCCAGGGACCCUCAAAGACAGCCUCGAAUGCGCCCUCGAAUGUACAUUUUGCUCCCACUGGCAAGAAAGCGCCCCCGAGAGUCAGCACCGACAGACCACCGGUGGAGAGAAAACAGUACCAUCGACAAAGUCAUGAAAGUAUUCGAUCCGUUCGAUCCAAGGUGCCGCCACGGCCUCAAGUAUCCCGGCCGAGCUCCAUAGCCCCAGCGCAGAGGUCGGUACCGGCCAGGAGCGAGUCUAAGUCGAAGGGUGGACGCGGCUUGUGGGGAUGUUUCGGUGGAUAGGCAUGUCUCAAGCUAUGAAACCGCGGCGGAAAUUAUGAUCCUGAUGGACAGAUUGUUGGAUUGCCGACGGAAGUCUUGUGAGUGCUGAGGGAAGUUGCGUGUUAUUGCGGAUUGGGUGCAGAACCACUGGCUUUGACUACGACUGUUGCACUUUAUGGACGAAGCAAAGACCUCGGC
Messenger RNA from Ilyonectria robusta, 876 nucleotides. RefSeq lists its product as uncharacterized. The coding region runs from base 52 to 699 and encodes 215 amino acids. The transcript has a single exon. The record is from RefSeq and is a predicted model, not a curated record. Lineage: Eukaryota; Fungi; Ascomycota; Sordariomycetes; Hypocreales; Nectriaceae.